This is a messenger RNA of Neoarius graeffei (lesser salmon catfish), 3461 nucleotides long. RefSeq names its product BAR/IMD domain containing adaptor protein 2 like 2b (gene baiap2l2b). Gene Ontology annotation, biological process: actin filament bundle assembly; plasma membrane organization; positive regulation of actin filament polymerization. The coding region runs from base 862 to 2367 and encodes 501 amino acids. NCBI's taxonomy places the organism in Eukaryota, Metazoa, Chordata, Actinopteri, Siluriformes, Ariidae. Gene Ontology annotation, cellular component: cytosol; nucleoplasm. The transcript is spliced from 14 exons. The record is from RefSeq and is a predicted model, not a curated record. Gene Ontology annotation, molecular function: protein binding.
AUUAUUGCAUUCUGUUUCUAUUUACAAUUUGUACUUUGUCCCAACUUUUUUGGAAUCGGGGUUGUAUUUUUAGUCCAUUAUGAAGACCGAAUUUGGCCGGGUUCAGUAAAAUAUUUGUGUAGCCGUUAUGACCGCAAUACAUGAUGAUCCUCACCAGGUUCGCUUUUCUCCUCUCUCUCUCUUUUUUUUUUCCUCUCACUUCCAAGAAACACAGCUUGUCACGUUCGGAGAAAACACACAACAUAAACUCACCUGUGUUGGAAAAUGUAAAGGUACAAAAUACUCACACUGGAGACUCCUUCCAUAAAUAAAGUCUCCUCAUGGAAAUCUUCAAACACCUUUGGAAAGAGGAAAUUUAGAAAAAAUGGCCGUUCAGAAGUAACAAAGAUGGUAUUACUUAAUUGUUUUAAUACGAGUUGUACUUUUUCAGCCGAUCGUUCGUUUCGUGCACGUUUUUAAACAAUCGUGAAUUGAAUAGAUUGGCACCUUUCGAGUCCUGGUUAUGAGUGUGGAACAAGAUCACGGCUAUGUUCAGUCUGUAUCAGUUAAAUGGUUGUAUAAGCUGUUCAGGUCUGGUGUGUGUGUUGUGCUCGAGUGCUUCUGCUCCGUUAUCAGGUGUAGCUGCGUCUGCUCAGGUGUGAUAGCCGAGCAGGUUAAUAAUUCAGUACCUGAACCUGGAUCAAAUAUUCUCUCUAUCUUUCCCUGGCUCUCUGCACCGGGUGCUAACUGCUAGUUGAAGAGACCAAUUACAGGCACGUCCUCUCUUACUCACUCACACACACGCACACAUUAACCCCUGUGCAGUGUGUUCAGGACCAGGACCUGCCAUCUGGAGACCUUCAGCAUCUAAACAGUAACACAAUGUCUGGAGCUAAUAGUGACCAGCUACACCGGUCUACUCUAAGCAUCUAUUCACAUCUGAUGGAACAGUUUAACCCUGGGCUGCAACAGCUGGUCACUUUAGGUAACAGCUACGUCAAAGCUUUUCAAGCAUUGACGAUGACAAGUGAGGCCUACUUUAGUGCACUGGCGAAAAUGGGAGAGCAGGCUCUCCAUACACUCUCAUCUCGCUCACUUGGCGAUGUAUUGAUCCACAUCUCGGAGACCCAGAGGAAGCUUACAGCAGAAGUGGAUGGAGUGUUCCGCUGGUUCCACGUGGAGGUGUUGCAGGCCCUGGAUAAGAACGUCAGGCUCGAUGAGGAGUACAUCGGAGGCAGCAGGAGAGUGUAUGAGCUGGAGGUAAGAAAUCAGGCAGCAGCUCUUGAAAGGCAGCUGAGACGAGGCGCCUACAGAGAUUCUCUGGAGGGCAGUGAGUACAUGCUUUAUUUGAGGCAGAGUCAGCACGAGAUCCUGAAAGAAGAGGAGAGGAGAUAUCGCUUUCUCACAGAGAAACACUGCGGAUUAGCACAGUCUCUGUCCUUCCUCCUCAGCAAGACAGGGGUGUCUCUGCAGCAGAAAGCCGAGGGAUGGAAGGAGCGAGUGAAUGAGAGUCAGAGCUCCAGGUCACGCACUCCAACACCGUUAGAACAGGACACCUACUUGAGGGCUGCAGUGAGUUCUCUCCUCCAGCCUGGAGAGAGGGACGAAGGCUGGCAUGGGCAAGAUCAGCAGUUGGGCAGGGUGCCUUCUAGAGCCCCCUCUCCCCUCCAGACACGCUCUCGUUCCGGCUCAGUGAGCGAGUCCCCGGGCGUUAGCGGAGGUCAGUCAGUCAGAGCACUCGUCUCUCACCCUGCCUCCUCAAACCCGGUGCUGCUCUCAUUCUCUCGCGGCGACACACUCACACUGCUCGUACCUGAGCCACGUAACGGCUGGAUGUACGGUCGCCAUGACUCCAGCCUACGGCAGGGCUGGUUUCCUGCGUCCUACGUUGCUCCUGUCGAAGAUCUCGGUGCGUCGCUCCGAAACCACAGCAUGACCAACCUCCUAGAACCGACAAGCCAAUCAGAAUCCGUCGAUAGAAUGGAUAGAAACUAUGGUGAAAUCCCGCCCCCAGCCCCACCCCUUCCCAGAGGCUCCAACGACCUGCGUACCGUCUCGCCGCUUCUGGACAGGAAGGCGGAAUCUGUGUAUGAGGCGAAGGCGAGUCAGAGCUACAGCGAGAUCCCGUCCCCGGCGCUGCCCGUUCGAAGAGUGUCAGGGGAUUUUCGUCCGGUCUCGCCGCUCCUCGACAGGAGGGCGGAGUCUCACUUUGAGAGCAUGACUGGUUACUCUGUUCCUGAGAGAAAGGCGGAGUUAAAUGUAGAGAGGCCGAGCCCUCACAGGCAGCUGCCAGAGCAUCCUCUCUUUCCCAGGGGAUCGAAUCCUUUUGCCACGGUGAAGCUCCGCCCCACGGUGACCAAUGACAGAUCGGCACCGAGAAUCCACUGACCAAUAGCAGCAGGCGAAACCCUCUGGGUCCCUCUGAUUGGUUUCGGGACGCCACCAACCACGACACGAUCUGCUUCGUCUUCGGAGCAACACAAAUUUCAGCAUUCGGCACGAGAUGAGCCAGAAAAAAUUAGACUUGGGAUUGUUCUUCCAGUUUUAUUUCCUAAAAUGUGCCGUCAUUCCGGAAAUUCCACACUGAUCCAACAAACUUAAAUGGACGUGUCCAACCUGACACUGGAAAUUCCUCAGCACUUUUUUUUUUUUCUUGAAUAUUCAUGUGAAUAUGUUGAUCAAAACGAUCUUGCAUGGGCGUGGUCUAAUAUUCUAACGAGGAUCGUUCAGCCCUACAAAAUAUAGUUAGCAAAGUAGGUUGGAUAGCUAGCAUUCCUUCGCUAAGUUACCUUCACUCGCUUGUUAAUUUGACUUUGAUUACCUUUUUAUUCGAUGGCGUAGCUUUUGCUAGCUUGCCGAGGUUAACUUUUCCUCCCUGUGUCAGCCUUAAAUUGUCAGGUUGGCCGUCGUUAGCUGGAUUAUGUUCUAUUUGUUAAAUUAGACCUGCUAGGCUAGCUUUUAUUUGCUGCUGGAUUAGCUAUUACUCUCUAAGAUACAGUAGCUGUUGCUAGCUAGUGAGAUUUGAAUGCAUACCGAUGAUAAAAGCUAUGUGGGAGGGAUCAGCAGCAUCAUUCUUGUAAUUGGUGGUGGUGGUGGGGAAACAAGACUAGCCACGCCCCCUGUACAGUCAUUGCGGAGACGUUUUGAUGAAGUAAAUGUAGACAGUGGAAAGUCACUCAGUGCUUUUUCAGGGGUUGUGACAAAGACGUCACAGGUUUUUGCUUUUCUCUGACUUUAGCGUCUGUUUUGUUUAAUCAGUGACCGACUCGGUUACGAGUGUGUGUUUUGUCUGUUUAGUUAAGAGUGUUUGGUAUUUCUACUGUGGGAGAGUGUAGAUUAUGUGCUGAGUGUUCUCCUCUGAACACGUUGAGGCACCGCGAUUCCAAAACCCUCCCUUCAGAGAGCGAGUACGGAGGCGGGUCUUCGCUUUCACGCUGUUAGCGUUAUCAAUCUCAUACAAUAAAUACAUCACAACAUGAAAA